Molecule: messenger RNA, 2810 nt
Organism: Camellia sinensis
Lineage: Eukaryota; Viridiplantae; Streptophyta; Magnoliopsida; Ericales; Theaceae
Product: protein tesmin/TSO1-like CXC 2
Molecular function (GO): DNA-binding transcription factor activity
Source: RefSeq, a predicted model, not a curated record
GUUAAAAUCUGUCUACUAGUGUGGGGUUCGGUGGUAGGGUCGAGAAAAAUCGUCUCUUGCACUUGCUCAUCAUCCCGCCUUCCCGCCUCCCCCUUGAAUCUCAUCAGUCCCCCACUCACACAGUGAUAGAGAGAGAAAAAGGGUCAUAGAGAAAAGUGAUACAGACAGGGAAGAGAGAUGGGAGAGGAGGGAGAAGAGGGAAAGGAAGAAAAAGAAGGAGAGAAGUUAGAGAGAGAAAGUGAGAGUGAGGAAUGUGGAAGAGGAGGAGGAGGAGGAGGAGGUCCUCCAAUGGACACCCCAGACCGCAGCCGGAUCGCCACUCCCCUCUAUAAAUUCGAGGACUCUCCUGUCUUUAAUUAUAUCAACAAUCUUUCUCCUUUCGAGACAGUGAAGCCAAUACGGAUUAGUCAGCCAUUCAACUCAGUUAAUUUUGCAUCACUUCCAUCUAUUUUCACUUCACCACAUGUCAGUUCCCUCAAGGGAUCUAGAUUCUUAAGAAGGCAUCAAUUCUCAGAUCCAUCAAAGCCAGAGUUUUCUUCGGAUAAUAGGAACAAAGUUGGUAGCAAUGAUGGGGUUAUAGAUGAUGCUCAGGACUCUGAUGAGCUGCAGGAAAGUUUUGAUCCAGGGAGUUUUAUAGGCGAAGGUCCUGUUGAGUCAACUUACGAGUGUUCAAAGCUUGCAAAUGUGGCCUCACGAACACUAAACUAUGAUUAUGGUAGCCCUGACUGUAGAACAAUGCCUUGCCAUGGGAUUGACACCAAUUGUGUGUCCAAGUUGGCUGGAACAUCGGGAUCAGUUCCAUUUGUCCAAGAGGUUUCUCAAACAGGUUUCGUAGGAAGCGGAGUGCAUUUAGAUGGGAUAAGAAACAUUGAUCACUAUAAAGAUUGGGCAACCAUGAUUUCUGAUGCUAAUGAUUUAUUAAUCUUUCAUUCACCUGACGAUGCAGACGCUUUUAAGGGCACUUUACAGAAACCACUGGAUUCCGAGACAAGGUUAUGUGCAUCUCUUGGGUCAGAGUUCACACAUGAUGAAGUUAGCGAUUUGCAGAAAACUCAAGCUGUUGGUCCAGUUGGGGUUGAACAACAUGAAUCAGAAAAUCCUCCCCCUCAAGUUGGAGAGGAAGAUCAUCUGAAGGAAAUAGAAACAACUAGAGAUGCCCUUGAUGGUACUUCUCUAAAUAAAUGUGUGCCCGUGGAGCCUGGUGAACAAUUAGAUAAUGAGCCUAUUUCUAAUUUACAUCGUGGUAUGAGAAGGCGCUGUCUGGUCUUUGAUAUGGCGGGAGCUCGCAGAAAGCAUUUAGAUGAUAGUUCAAGUUCCGGCUCUUCCAUGUUACCUCAGCCUGAUGUUAACAUUGAGUCCAAUGAUAAGCAGCUGGUUCCUACGAAGCCUGGCAAUGAUUCUUCACACUGCAUUCUACCUGGAAUUGGUUUGCAUUUAAAUGCUCUUGCAAGAACUUCAAAGGAAUACAGCGUUGUUAGUCAUGAAACUUUGUCUUCUGGAAGGCAGUUGAUAAAUGACCCUAGCUCCACUGCCUCUAUUCAUUCUUUGAAUACCGGUCAAGAUCAAUAUUUGGCAGUAACCUCUAUGGAAGGAAACAUGGGUCUCACUGAAAGUGGAGUUCCGGGUAUGGAAGAUGCUUCUCAGGCAUCUGGAUACAUAGCUAGUGAAGAGCUUAAUCAGAGUAGUCCAAAAAAGAAGAGGCGUAGGCUGGAAAAUGCUGGAGAGAGUGAGGGCUGCAAGCGGUGUAACUGUAAGAAAUCAAAAUGUUUGAAGCUUUAUUGUGAAUGCUUUGCUGCUGGUGUCUAUUGCGUGGAGCCAUGCUCAUGUCAAGAUUGCUACAACAAGCCUAUUCAUGAAGAUACUGUCCUUGCAACUCGUAAGCAGAUCGAAUCCCGCAACCCGCUUGCAUUUGCUCCUAAAGUGAUCAGGAGCUCUGACUCUGUACCAGAAAUUGGGGAUGAGUCCAGCAAGACUCCAGCUUCAGCAAGGCAUAAAAGAGGAUGCAAUUGCAAGAAAUCUGGUUGCCUAAAGAAGUAUUGUGAAUGCUAUCAGGGUGGCGUUGGAUGCUCCAUUAACUGCAGAUGUGAAGGGUGUAAAAAUGCAUUCGGUAGAAAGGAUGGAUCUGGUACAAUAGGAGCAGAAGCUGAACUAGAAGAAGAACCGGAAGUAUCUGAAAAGAGUGUCAUACACAAAAGUUUACACACAAAUUUAAUCCAGAACAGUUCUGAACAGAAUCCAGAUUCUACUCUUCCAGCAACACCUCUACACAGUGGCAGAGCAUCUGUGCAGCUACCAUUUUCCAAGAACAAACCACCGCGAUCUUUUCUUUCUAUCGGAUCCUCCUCUGGGUUUUUUGGUAAUCAAAGGUUUGGAAAGCCGAGCUUUUUGCCUCCUCAGCCCAAGUUUGAGAAGCCAAUCCAAACCGUUCAGGAAGAUGAAAUGCCGGAGAUUCUGCAAGGAAACUGCUCACCUAUUGGUGCAAUCAAAUCUGCUUCCCCGAACAGUAAGAGAGUCUCUCCGCCUCACUGCGACUUUGGAUCAUCACCGGGUCGAAGGAGCAGUCGGAAGCUGAUACUGCAGUCUAUUCCUUCAUUUCCAUCUCUCAAUCCCAAAGAUUAGAUGUAAUAUAUUUUGUGGUGAACUUGAAAUGAAAUUCUUUAAAUCUUCAGUGUAGUUAGUUAUAUAUGUUUUGUUGUUUAGUUGUAUGUCAUUUGAGCUGUCUCUUCUGUGCUUUGUAUAAUAAUAUAUGUAGGUUCUCUUUAAUGAAUAACUUUGCCUUCUAGAAGUGUCAAAUUAUUUUAUUAGUUCUC